This is a messenger RNA of Momordica charantia (bitter melon), 2731 nucleotides long. RefSeq lists its product as uncharacterized. Lineage: Eukaryota; Viridiplantae; Streptophyta; Magnoliopsida; Cucurbitales; Cucurbitaceae. The record is from RefSeq and is a predicted model, not a curated record. Gene Ontology annotation, molecular function: zinc ion binding.
CCUAACUAAUUCACACCGUACCUCCUCUCAACUGUACUCUCGCACUACGUCUCUCUCAUACUCCUCGGCUCUCGCCGUCGCCUUAUCGCCGCCGCCGCCGCCGCCGCCGCCGUCGUGUCGCAGCUUCUCGUCCUCCUCAGUGUUAAUUAUCCUAAAAAAGGCAUUCCGACGUUAGAAGGAAUUGGACUACUGCCGUAUGUUUUAGAAGGUGUUGAAUUCUGCGUGCAAAUCUACUGUUUAGCUUUCUGUGGCAAACCUCAAGGUGAAAUUCAAGCUACUACAAGAGACAUACGACAAUGUGUUACGUAGAGCCUCUGUAUAGUUCUUUAUUUCAACAUGAAGAGAACCGAUAGAACCAUGAUGUUGGUACCUUCUUACACUGAUGAAGAAAUGGCUGACCAUACUUUAAUUGUAUCUGAUGCUGCACUUAGUCUAGUAGAUCCCACUCUGGUUAUUGGACAAGAAUUUCCCGAUGUUGAAACUUGCCGGAGAAUGAUGAAAGAUAUUGCUAUAGCCAUGCAUUUUGAUAUUCGAAUCGUCAAAUCUGAUCGUAGUCGGUUCAUAGCCAAGUGCUCCAAGGAAGGUUGCCCAUGGCGUGUGCAUAUUGCAAAAUGUCCUGGAGUUCCUACCUUUACAGUUAGAACCCUACAUAGUGAGCAUACUUGUGAAGGUGUUCAUAAUCUUCAUCAUCAGCAAGCCUCCGUGGGAUGGGUUGCCAGAUCAGUGGCAGCACAAGUUAAAGAUAAUCCGCAGUAUAAACCCAAGGAAAUCUUGCGGGAUAUCCGCGAUCAGCAUGGAGUUGCUGUAUCCUACAUGCAAGCUUGGCGUGGGAAAGAACGUAGCAUGGCUGCACUUCACGGAACUUUCGAAGAAGGAUAUCGUCUUCUUCCUGCUUAUUGUGAGCAAAUAAGAAAAACAAACCCUGGAAGCAUUGCAUCUGUUUUUGCAACUGGGCAAGAAAAUUGCUUCCAGCGUUUGUUUAUUUCUUACCGUGCUUCAAUAUAUGGGUUUAUAAAUGCUUGUAGGCCCCUUCUUGAACUUGACAGAGCACACCUUAAAGGAAAAUACUUGGGAGCCUUACUUUGUGCUGCCGUUGUUGAUGCAGACGAUUCAUUGUUUCCAUUGGCCAUUGCAGUUGUUGAUGUGGAGAGCGAUGAAAAUUGGAUGUGGUUCAUGUCAGAACUGCGAAAGCUUCUUGGGGUAAAUACUGAUAGCAUGCCUCAAUUGACAAUACUCUCUGAAAGACAAAAAGGCAUCGUAGAGGCGGUCGAAACUCAUUUUCCGAGUGCAUUCCAUGGAUUUUGUUUGCGUUUUGUAAGCGAAAAUUUUCGGGAUACAUUUAAAAACACGAAGUUGGUCAAUAUCUUUUGGAAUGCUGUUUAUGCUCUCACUGCAACUGAGUUCGACAAUAAAAUUGCUGAGAUGGUAGAGAUCUCACAAGAUGUGGUAAUGUGGUUUCAACACUUCCCUCCUCAAUUGUGGGCUGUAGCAUAUUUUGAAGGUGUGCGAUAUGGCCAUUUUACAUUAGGGGUUACGGAGUUAUUGUAUAAUUGGGCACUUGAGUGUCAUGAGCUUCCGAUCGUGCAAAUGAUGGAACAUAUUCGUAAUGAAAUGGCAUAUUGGUUUAACGAGCGACGUGAAAUGGGAAUGAGAUGGACCUCCAUUCUUGUACCUUCAGCCGAGAAGCGGAUUUCUGAGGCAAUUGCAGAUACUCGUUGCUAUCAAGUACUUCGUGCGAAUGAAGUUGAGUUUGAAAUUGUCUCAACUGAGCGGACGAAUAUUGUGGACAUACAUAGUCGUGUGUGCUCCUGUCGUCGAUGGCAUCUAUACGGUCUGCCUUGUGCUCAUGCUGCAGCUGCUCUAAUGUCUUGUGGGCAAAAUGCUCAUCUAUUUGCCGAGCCUUGUUUCACCGUCGCUAGUUACCGUGAAACCUAUUCUCAAAUGAUAUACCCGAUCCUCGACAAGAGCAUGUGGAAGGAACCGGGCGAGGGGGCCGAGGGUGGAGGAGGUGCAAAGGUUGAUAUUACAAUACGCCCUCCAAAAGUUCGUCGCCCACCUGGAAGGCCGAAAAAAAAAGUUCUCAGAGUUGAAAAUUUAAAACGCCCAAAAAGGAUUGUACAAUGUGGUCGCUGCCAUUUGUUGGGGCACUCUCAAAAGAAAUGCACAAUGCCAAUAUGACAUUUUGGUAGAUUGUUCAAUAUGUUAUCUUCCUUCAUAAUUAGUGUGAAGAAGAUCGGAGAUUAUCUCUUCUGACAUGGCUCCAAGAAGUCGAGACAUAAUCAAGCGAUCUUGCUUUUUCCCGUGGUUAUAUGCACCAUUCAUUAUGGUCUGUACAUUGGACGAGUUUGAACUACUCAAGAAUUGUGGCGGUGCUUCACUUUCUUCACUGAUAUGGCUUCCAAGCCAUUUCCUUCAAGAGCAGCUAGGAUUUGGAAUUUUCCUAGUAGGAAAUUAUCAUCACCCAGUUUGACGGUGGUGAUUUUACUUCCAGGAUUCACAACUUGUGUACUCUGAUUUGCUGUAACUCCAGAGUUUUCUUCCACGGAAUCAUUCAUCUUCUUUUUCUUUUUCAGUUGUUGUUAGAUAGGUCCUCUGAUACCAUCAUAAAAUGUAAACACAAAUCUUGGAGAAUGAAAUGAAUUCUUGAAUUUUAGACUUGAAUUCAUUGAAAUGAAAUGUAUUUACAUAUGGGCUAUUUGUAGAAUAUAAAAGCCCAAUACAAACAGACUCA